Talaromyces rugulosus is the source of this 2478-nucleotide messenger RNA. RefSeq lists its product as uncharacterized. The record is from RefSeq and is a predicted model, not a curated record. Gene Ontology annotation, biological process: protein deubiquitination. Lineage: Eukaryota; Fungi; Ascomycota; Eurotiomycetes; Eurotiales; Trichocomaceae. Gene Ontology annotation, molecular function: zinc ion binding; cysteine-type deubiquitinase activity; protein binding. The annotation marks the transcript as partial. The transcript has 5 exons.
GCCAUUCUUGUUCCCGGCACAUACAACAUAUUUUGCCAGGUACUUUUCCAAGAUGGCCGUUUGCCCUCACAUCGAAACCGCAGGUAUGUUGGUUGGCUUUGCUGCCCCGCGUGCCAAAUUUCCCAAGCUGUGAAGCUGAAGCUAACGCCCUGCUUUGAAGGUAUCCGGCCUCCCACUUCGACGCAGCCUGUCUACAGAGAAGACUGCACACAAUGUUUUGAUUCAAUUGAUGAUCCGAGCGGGUUGAAUGUCUGCCUCCACUGCUUCAACGGCGGGUGCACCGGGGAAAGAAAUCAUGGGCAGCUUCAUAGUGCUUUGCAAGGCCACUCACUAGCCCUGAAUAUCAGACGGACGAGGAAAAAGAUCCAGCGCGACGAGCCCCCUCAAAAAAUAUCGAAGCUAGCUAUAUCAGCAGAGACUGAAGAAGAUCGCUACGAUACAUCGACUACCGUUGUCUGCUACGAAUGCCAAGUCGAGGAUAUUGAGGAUCCGAGCGGAAGACUUGCUGAGGUGGUAGAUGGGGUGAUGAAAGCUUUGACCUUUUCUAGGCAGGAGGAAGUCAAGGCGUGGGAACAAGAAUUUGUUCCUUGUGAACAUACUCUUAUGUUGGUUCAGAAAGAGCAAAGCGAUGCCCAAAAACUUGGUUUAAACCAGUGCUCAGGUUGCCAACUGCAAGAGAAUCUGUGGCUUUGCUUAGAGUGUGGCAAUGUCGCAUGUGGACGGAGUCAGUUCGGGGGCGUUGGCGGCAACUCUCAUGCUCUUGCGCACUCUGAUUCUCUGUCCCAUGGUGUUGCAGUUAAACUUGGCUCUAUCACACCCGAAGGUGGCGCAGAUAUAUAUUGCUACACCUGUAAUGAAGAAAGAACAGACCCAGAGUUAGCGUCUCACUUGGCCCAUUGGGGAAUUAACAUUGCGGAAAGCCAUAAAACCGAAAAGAGCCUCAUGGAAUUGCAGGUAGAACAGAAUCUCAAGUGGGAGUUUGCCAUGACUACAGAAGACGGGCACACCUUGCAGCCUAUCUUCGGGCCAGGCUUUACUGGUCUCAAAAACUUAGGCAAUAGCUGCUACCUGGCCAGCAUUGUCCAAUGCCUGUUUUCUUUGGAAGAGUUUCAACAACGAUAUUUCCGACCUAACGAAGAAUCGCCACUUACCACUAGUCCCGCUGAGGAUUUCGAGACACAAAUGCGCAAGCUUGCAGACGGUUUAUUGUCCGGUAGAUACUCCAAGUCCGACUCUGUGGUAUCAGCUACACCGGACUCUGCAGAGGUGCCCCAUCAAAAGGGGCUAGCACCUGCGAUGUUUAAGUAUCUCAUUGGUCGCGGCCAUCCGGAGUUUUCCACAAUGAGACAGCAGGAUGCUUUCGAGUUUCUCCAACACCUCUUCAAGCUCGUAUCGUUAUCAAAGCAUUCUGAUGGGUACAGCAAUCCAGUGGAUAGCUUUCGGUUUGUUCUUGAACAACGGCUGCAGUGUCUGGCGUGCGAGAAGGUCCGCUACAAGUAUGAUGAACAGGACAACAUCUCCAUCCAAGUACCUGCUCGUCCUCUCAUAUCUGAUGAUGCCUCGAAGGAGCCCAAUAGUGCAUACCAAUCGGUGACUAUUAGAGAAUGUCUCGAUAUCUUCACGGGAGUGGAAAAUGUUGAACUCAAAUGUCCAGGCUGUGGCAGCGAUAAAGGCUUCCGCAAACGGUCUCUCUUCAAAACUCUCCCUCGGGAACUUGUUAUUAAUGCUCGUCGUUUCGAGCUGAUUAAUUGGGUUCCCACAAAGCUCAAUAUCCCAGUGGAGGUUGGCGACGAGGAUUUGGACUUGAGUUCCUACCUAUCCCCCGGCCCUCUACCGACAGAGGAAUUGCUUCCGGACGAGCCCGAACAAGCCGAAUCUCAAUUUGUGGCGAAUCCAGAAGCGCUGGAGCAGCUCGCUAGUAUGGGGUUCCCACAAGUGCGAUGUGAAAAAGCACUGCACGCAACAGGAAACUCGGAUGCGGAAAGUGCAAUGAAUUGGCUCUUUGCUCAUAUGGAAGACCCGGACAUUGACGAGCCACUUUCUUUAAGCACCAACUCUGGACCGGCGCAACAUGAUGCCGAGAAGAUCAGUCAGCUUGGAGAGAUGGGAAUUGAGCCCGAACGUGCUGCAGUGGCUCUUUCAGAAACAGGCGGUGACGUCAACAGGGCACUCGACUGGGUUUUCAGUCAUCCGGACGAUUGGGAUGCUCACAUUAACAAAAAUCAAGCCACGGGAGCGGCCACAGUACAAGAGCCACCUGGCAGCGCAUCGCUACCAGCGAGCUACAAACUACAGUCCCUCGUUUGCCAUAAAGGGGCUUCACUUCAUGCUGGGCAUUACGUUGCCUUUAUACGCAAAGAUAUCCCCGGUACUAAGCAGGUGUCUUGGGUCCUGUUCAAUGAUGAGAAGGUGGUGGAAGCCGACAACAUUGGAGAGAUGAAGCAGUUUGCAUAUGUUUACAUUUUCUCACGAGCAUAA